Erpetoichthys calabaricus (reedfish) is the source of this 1060-nucleotide messenger RNA. RefSeq lists its product as uncharacterized. NCBI's taxonomy places the organism in Eukaryota, Metazoa, Chordata, Cladistia, Polypteriformes, Polypteridae. The coding region runs from base 198 to 953 and encodes 251 amino acids. The transcript is spliced from 2 exons. The record is from RefSeq and is a predicted model, not a curated record.
UGGAGGUGUGAGGAUGAAUGUUGUUAGUGCAUAUGCACCGCAAGUUGGGUGUGAAAUGGGUGAGAAAGAAGAUUUUUGGAGUGAGUUGGAUGAAGUGAUGAACAGUGUACCCAAGGGACAGAAAGUGGUGAUUGGAGUGGAUUUCAAUGGACAUGUUGGUGAAGGGAACAGAGGAGACGAGGAGGUGAUGGGUAGGUAUGGAACAUAGGAUGACGUACAAGAGUGGAGGAAGAUGCACACAGGUAGAUUACAUCCUAUGCAGAAGAGUUGAUCUGAAGGAGAUUGAAGACUGCAAUGUGGUGGAAGGGGAAAGUGUAGUUAAUCAGCAUAGGAUGGUGGUCUGUAGGAUGACGUUGGAGAUCAAGAAGAGGAAGAGAGUGAGGGCAGAGCCUAGGAUCAAAUGGUGGAAGUUGAAAAAGGAAGACUGCAAGGUUGAGUGUAGGGAGAAGGUGAGACAGACACUGGGUGGUAGUGAAGGAUUACCAGACAGUUGGGAAACUACAGCAGAUGUAGUAAGGGUGACAGCAAGAAGAGUGCUUGGCGUGACAUCUGCACAGAGAAAGGAGGAAAAGGAAACCUGGUGGUGGAAUGGGAAAGUACAGGAGAGUAUACAGAGGAAGAGGAUGGCAAAGAAGAAGUGGGAUAGUCUGAGAGAUGCAGAAAGUAGACAAGAGUACAGGGAGAUAAGGCACAAGGUGAAGAGAGAGAUGGCAAAGUCUAAAGAAAAGGUGUAUGAUGAGUUGUAUGAGAGGUUGGACACAAAGGAGGGAGAAAAGGACCUGUACCGAUCGGCUAAACAGAGGGACCGAGCUGGGAAAGUUUUGCAGCAGGUUAGCAUAAUAAAGAAUAAAGAUGAAAACGUACUCACAAGCGAGGAGAGUGUGUUGAGCAGAUGGAAAGAGUACUUUGAGAGGCUGAUGAAUGAAGAAAACAAGAGAGAAGAGGUUGGAUGAUGUGGAGAUAGUGAAUCAGGAAGUGCAACAGAUUAGCAAGGAGGAAGUUAGGACAGCUAUGAAGAGGAUGAAGAAUGGAAAAGCUGUUGGUCCAGAUGACAUACCUG